Molecule: messenger RNA, 1461 nt
Organism: Cercospora beticola
Lineage: Eukaryota; Fungi; Ascomycota; Dothideomycetes; Mycosphaerellales; Mycosphaerellaceae
Product: epoxide hydrolase
Biological process (GO): epoxide metabolic process
Molecular function (GO): epoxide hydrolase activity
Source: RefSeq, a predicted model, not a curated record
CGAUAUCUGAACUGCAUAACUGCAUCCACCAAAGGAGCUUCGCAUCAUCAGCUCCACACAUGUCAGCUUAUAUAUGCCAAUAGCACCGAGCUGAAUCAUGCAACCACUACGACGUCUUCUCUCAUUCUCCAAACAGCUUCCACCCCAAACAACAAUGGCAGACUUUAGCAAAGCACCAGCAGGCUCCAAGGCUGAUAUCAAGCCGUUCAAAGCUCACGUCGACCAGCAAAAGAUCGACGACUUCAAGACCCUUCUCAAGCUCUCACCGGUCGCCAAUGCGAACUAUGAGAAUUCUGAUCCUUCCGUAGCUGGACCACGUCGCUACGGUGUUCCACGAGACUGGCUGAUCAAUGCCAAAGACUACUGGCUUAACAAGUACGACUGGCGAAAGACUGAAGACUACAUCAACAGCUUCCCCAACUUCACAGCCGAAGCCAAGGAUGACUUAGGCUACUCUCAUACAAUCCACUUCGUUGCCCUCUUCAGCGAGAGAGAAGACGCUGUCCCUCUAGCGCUCUACCAUGGCUGGCCAGGAAGUUUCCUCGAAUUCCUCCAAAUCCUCGAUAUCCUCCGCAAAACCUACUCUCCUAAAGACCUCCCUUACCACGUCAUAGUCCCCAGUAUUCCAGGCUACGCCUACUCCUCCGGGCCGCCAACUGACGUGGACUACGGCCUGGAAAAUGCUGCCGAAGCGCUCAACAACCUGGCCUCCGCUCUCUUUCCACAAGGCUACCUUGCCCAAGGUGGUGACCUUGGCUCGAUGAUCUCCCGCUACCAAGCCGCCAACUGUUCCCCAUGCAAAGGGAUGCACUUGAACAUGUCUCCCGUCCCUCGUCCAAAGAACGCCGACGAGCUGCACAUGUCCGACAUCGAAGCCGGAGCCCUUCCGCGAGCAGCUCGUUUCCGUGAAACAGGUUUCGCUUACGCCCUCGAACACGGCACCCGAACCGCCACCAUCGGUCACGCCCUCGCGGCCUCCCCACUGGCCCACCUCGCCUGGAUCGGCGAGAAAUUUCUCGAAUGGACAGACGAGGAUCCUUCCCUCGAUACAAUUCUCGAUGGCGUCUCAUUGUACUGGUUCACAGACACAUUUCCAAGAUGUAUCUACCCCUACCGCGGUCUGAACGGUGGAGACGAAAGGCCACGCAUCUCCUCCGUCAGCGGUAGAGGACGUGGAGUUCAAUACGUUGAGAAACCUUCUGGUUACUCUUUCUUCCCGAAAGAAUUGGCCCCGAUGCCGGUUAGCUGGGUUGCCACGAGCGCGAACCUCGUAUUUUCGAAUGUGCAUGAGGGAGGAGGACAUUUUGCUGCUCUAGAGAAACCGAAAGAGCUACUUGGCGAUAUCGAGGCAUGGGUCAAGAAGGCGUGGAAGGCGUGAGAGAAGCAAACUUGUCAACGAAAAAGAACCUGGUCGGUGAAAUAAUCAUGACCACGCAGUUUCCAAGCUCACGUUCACGGGCC